ACCAGCUUUACUAAAUGAACCUGUGUUAUUGUUAUGUACUUUAGACAACUGUAAUUGGUUAAAUAUUUUGAGGAGCUGCGCAAUGUGCGAAUCGGACUUUUCUUGCAACGCAGAUCCAAAUGCGAUGGGCUUUCUUGGACAGCAACCCUGUUUCCGCGGGGAGAAUCAAAACCAGAUGAUGUAGUUAACUACACAGCCAAACAGUAAGAACAGUGACAGUUGUGUGCUUUAAGAUGACGUUGCAGAUCAAGUUAGACACGGAGAGAGAAACGUAUUCUCCUGGUUCGCUAAUUAAGGGUGAUUUGGUGGUGAAUGUCGAAGAAGAAACCAAGGUGGAAUCUAUAAAGGUUAGCCUUGAAGGGGUGGCUACGUCCAUAAUUGUCCAACAGGUUGAUUGGAAUCGUCGAGAAACUGUUGAGGAGCAUAAGUUCAUACAGUUGGACCAAUACAUGCUGGAGAAGCGAUUGGAUGGUCAUAGGUAUCAGCUACAUAGGGCAAUUGACACCUUCCCCUUUAUGUUCAACCUCCCACAUGACACAACGUGCGCCAGUAGGCUUAUUGACGAUCAACAAACGCUCAUUGGGCUGAGCAGCGCAUCCCAGAGUGACGAUAUCUGUGAUGCACUCUCUCUAGUGCCUGUUCUAACCACUGAGCAUUUAUCCAGGGAGCAUACAGAGAGUCUAUUACCGGCCACGUUCCAUUAUCGCAAUUACCAGAACGGGAACUCCUUUGACGUCGAAUACACCAUAAAGGUUGUGGUGAAGUUUUCCCAAAGCCUCAAGGCAUUCACGGUGGCAUUCCCAUUCAAAGUCGAGCCCAUAGAGGUGCAAAUCCCCGUUGACGAGGAUCACGCUGUUCGAGUUUGCAGCGAUCUGUUGAAAUUUGGGCACGGUUUACUUCAUAGAUCCGAGCCAGAUGUUCCCUUCCACAUCGUGGCACAAUUCCCGAGCAUCUUACACAGGGAGUUCGAAGUCAGGAUAUUUGUCGUCUUCCCGAGAGAGAUACGCAGUCUCAGUGGAGUUGUCUUGAAAGAUCUCACGAUAAAGUUGAAGAGCGCACUAAGCAUGAGGGCGCAGGGCGUCUAUACGCUCGAGAAGAAGAAAAUGGUGUUAUUUGAAAAAACCAUAGCAUUGGAGGAAUGUCAACUGAUCACGACACCAGACGAGGGAUCCUCGCAGAGACGGAAGGCGCUUGGAUCACUAAACGGCCAGUAUAUCGAGUUCGCAACCAAGGUCAGAGGCAUUCCAUCCACUACACAGGAUUUUAAAGUGUGUAACGGCGUCCUAGGACAUCGGUUGAGCAUCCAGGGUAGAUUGGGGGUGAAGAAAUCGAUGAAGCAAAGCUUCAAGUUGGAAGAGAACGUGUGUAUCCUAUAGAAAGAACACACGGUUAACUGGACAUUGACUUGUAGGAAGCACCACAGGAGCUAUUCGAUUAGAUAACUAAAGCUGGCCAUUUUGGACUUCUGAAACAGCUGUGUGUUUUGUUGAGAGAACGGAAAAAACAUUUAGGCCUGUCAACUGAUGACACAAAACAACGGCUGCAACCGCAGAAAGUAUAAUUUCUUUUGGAAAAAGCCGGCAAGCCAAAAAAUACUAAAACCUCCGGGAAUCGGGUUUGUCAAAACAUCCAGACAUCAC
This is a messenger RNA of Williopsis jadinii, 1640 nucleotides long. RefSeq lists its product as uncharacterized. The record is from RefSeq and is a predicted model, not a curated record. NCBI's taxonomy places the organism in Eukaryota, Fungi, Ascomycota, Saccharomycetes, Phaffomycetales, Wickerhamomycetaceae. The coding region runs from base 234 to 1376 and encodes 380 amino acids. The transcript has a single exon.